AUGUCUCAGGUCCCAUGUCUCAGGUCCCAUGUCUCAGGUCCCAUGUCUCAGGUCCCAUGUCUCAGGUCCCAUGUCUCAGGUCCCAUGUCUCAGGUCCCAUGUCUCAGGUCCCAUGUCUCAGGUCCCAUGUCUCAGGUCCCAUGUCUCAGGUCCCAUGUCUCAGGUCCCAUGUCUCAGGUCCCAUGUCUCAGGUCCCAUGUCUCAGGUCCCAUGUCUCAGGUCCCAUGUCUCAGGUCCCAUGUCUCAGGUCCCAUGUCUCAGGUCCCAUGUCUCAGGUCCCAUGUCUCAGGUUCCAUGUCUCAGGUCCCAUGUCUCAGGUCCCAUGUCUCAGGUUCCAUGUCUCAGGUCCCAUGUCUCAGGUUCCAUGUCUCAGGUUCCAUGUCUCAGGUCCCAUGUCUCAGGUUCCAUGUCUCAGGUUCCAUGUCUCAGGUCCCAUGA
Physella acuta is the source of this 438-nucleotide messenger RNA. Its product is annotated as putative proline-rich protein 21. Lineage: Eukaryota; Metazoa; Mollusca; Gastropoda; Physidae. The record is from RefSeq and is a predicted model, not a curated record.